CAGCAACACCACCUCAAUUGCCCCCACCUUUAACUCUCCCUCUAUUUCUCUCGCUAUCUUACACAGUCACAGUCAUCCUCAUCCAGAUCAAGGGAAGAAAGAUGCCCCUCGACACAAUCUACCUCACCCGCCACGGUCAUCGUCUAAACUGGACAAUCGACUACAAAACAGGCACCUACCACUCGCAAUUCCCCACGCCCACCGGCAACCCCGCCGACCCCACCCUGACAUCCCACGGCGUGCGCCAAUCGCAUGAAUUGGCUGCGCAUUUCGUCAGCGCGGAUGUUUCCCCUAAGCCGUUCCGCGUCUACUCGAGUCCGUUUUAUCGCUGUUUGCAGACCAUUCAGCCGGCUGUGGAGGGGUUGAGUAAGCUGAAGCUGAAGCUGAAGCUGGAGGGGAGGGAGAAGGCGUGGAAGGGGGGUAUAGAUGAGGAUGCGGACUUUGGGGUGAGGGUUGAGUCGGGGUUGGGUGAAUGGUUCGGCCCAACAACCUUCUUCACGCACCCCUCCCCUGCCUCGCUCUCCACCCUCCACAAACACUUCCCCUCCAUCCUCCCCUCCCCCCAACCCCCAAAGGUCCAAGAAAUCCUAACCCCCUCCCCAACCGGCGAAUCCAUCCCCCAACUGCACGACCGCCUCGCAACCACACUCUCCCAGCUCCUCUCCGACCUAGACACCGAGAUCACCGCCCUGGAAUCCUCUCUCCCGCCACACCGCCGCACCAGCAAAGCGGUGCUGAUCUGCUCGCACGCCGCGCCGCUGAUCGCCAUGGGCCGGGUGCUCACCGGACGUAUGCCCGACGAUCCGGCCGAAGAGGAUUUCGCGGUGUUUACGGCGGGGGUGAGUACUUUUGUCAGACGUAGACAACCUUCAUUUGACGGUGCUGGAGUUGGAGUAGAAGUGAAGUAUGGCCCCAAAGACGCCGGCUACGGCGGCACCGAAGCCGGGCAUCUCGCCCCCGGAACGAGGAGCAUGCGAGAGAGCGAUGGAGGGGAAUUGGAAUUGGUGGUUCCCGAGUGGAGGGGAGGGAGGGGGGUUGGGGGCGGAUGGGAGUGUGUGAGCAAUGGCGAUUGUGGGUUUUUGAGUCAGGGGAGGGAGAGGGGGUGGCACUUCAAUGGCGAAGAGGAUUUUGAUACCGGCGCUAUGGCUGGGUCUGGGGCUUUGCCGACGUCGAGUUUGGAUACGAAGGCCGAGGUGGAGGUGGGGGUGGACGGGGGGAGUAAACUGUGA
Messenger RNA from Aspergillus heteromorphus CBS 117.55, 1229 nucleotides. Its product is annotated as phosphoglycerate mutase family protein. The coding region runs from base 102 to 1229 and encodes 375 amino acids. The transcript has 5 exons. NCBI's taxonomy places the organism in Eukaryota, Fungi, Ascomycota, Eurotiomycetes, Eurotiales, Aspergillaceae. The record is from RefSeq and is a predicted model, not a curated record.